AUGAAGGGGUGGUUCGAUGCUUUCCGCGAGGAAGGCGGACCGACCCUGUACGCGUAUCACAAUCGCACGGCGGUGGCUGCUGAUGUACCGGCGCUAGCGCUUCUACUCGCCGCGUUGACGCUCUACCUGGCAUUUCUAACGAUCUUCCCCGGGAUCAGGAAAGAGAGAUUUUCCACGUUCACAAUAGUCACGCUCAGCCUUUUUGUGGGCACCGUAAUUCUUGUGUGCAAGCACGGUUCGUCGUGGCACGUUGCAGGCGCACGCGUGGCCCGCGCCGCCUACCGCGCCUUCUCAGCCGAGCGCCUCGAUUGCUGGCUGGCUAUCCAUGUUGGGUUAGGGCACGUUAAUGUCACCCUUACAGCGCUAUCAUGGGGCAACACGUCAACCAGCGAUCCCGGAGUAGACUACAAUGAACAGUUCCGCUGGGAAGAAGCUGGCGCUAUUCAAGAAUGGUAUCGGAAAGGUCUGAUACGAGGCUUGCCAUACCCUCUUCUAUCCGUAGCGGAACAUUUUGCUGCCGAACACGAAGGUUUUGAAUGGGGCGCAAAAUAUCGCGCUGCGGGUUACACAACAUCUACUUUACUCUGGACAGCCUUGGCGCUAUGGCUGCUAAUGAAUCUACUUCUGGUAGUGGUACCAAGGUAUGGUGCCUACGCGAUGGCAUCCGUCGGAGUGACGCUGUGCGCCGCAGCCGGAGGCUAUUGGGCCUCGUUACCUCAUGUUCCCCUGGUUGUUAGACUCGAUGGGUCUAUGCUAUUCUUCUCUCUGGGCUGGUGUUUCUACUUAGUGCUCGUUGCAGGUUGCUUAUGCUUCGUGGUGGGACUGGUGAUAGCCACGCUAGAUUUGGUGUGGCCGCACCGAUUCUCCACCGUCCUAGAAGUGGAUUACGACACGCCAUACGACCGGCACGUACUGAUCGUAGACAGUCGAAGAAGAGCACGGCCGCAAGCACAAAGCUCGUUACCUAGCAGAAUUCUAAGGAGGCUCUCAUCAAAAACUCGUGACUCGGAACGCCAAGUAUCGAUGUCAAUAGUGAACGAGAACGGCGAACGCGGCCGCGACAACCCGGCCUACCAGCACGAGCCGCGUAAACCAAACUCGCCAUGGCGGUACCCGCUCUUCAGGAGGCAAAUCGAUCGAGUUGAUUCCGCAUCCAGUCUAGGAUCAAGCAUCAAUGGCAAUAAUUCCGGUAUCAAAAUGUCGCCUUUGCCUGGAAGCCCUAGUUCCAUCGGUAUUUCUCCUCAUAGGUAUCGACCUCAGUUACCGGCAACAGAACGAGUCAAGGACAUGUGGUGA
Messenger RNA from Parnassius mnemosyne (clouded apollo), 1296 nucleotides. The record is from the annotation of a GenBank genome assembly. NCBI's taxonomy places the organism in Eukaryota, Metazoa, Arthropoda, Insecta, Lepidoptera, Papilionidae.